This is a messenger RNA of Toxotes jaculatrix (banded archerfish), 3723 nucleotides long. Its product is annotated as NACHT, LRR and PYD domains-containing protein 3-like. The annotation marks the transcript as partial. Lineage: Eukaryota; Metazoa; Chordata; Actinopteri; Toxotidae. The record is from RefSeq and is a predicted model, not a curated record. Gene Ontology annotation, molecular function: protein binding. The transcript is spliced from 8 exons.
CAGGAGGUUUUAGAUGAACAUAAGAUCAGUCUGAGGAGGAGAUGUAAACGUGUGACUGAAGAAACUGAUGGAACAGGAAGUGAAACCCUCCUCAACAGGAUCAACAGGAGUGAAGAGGUUAUUACCCAACAUGAGGUGAGGCAGCUGGAGACAGCUUCCAAGAUGGAUACCCUCCGUGACGUUCCAAUCAAGUGCCAUGAUAUCUUUAAAGCCUUACCUGACCAACAGAAACGCAUCAGAGUCGUUCUGAUGAACGGCGUCGCUGGCAUUGGAAAAACCUUCUCAGUGCAGAAGUUCACUCUGGACUGGGCAGAGGGCUCUGAAAACCAAGACGUCAGUCUGCUGGUUCUGCUUUCGUUCAGGGAGCUGAACCUGAUCAAAGAUGAGCAGUACAGUCUUCUCAUGCUGCUCCACGUUUUCCAUCCAACAUUAAAGAAGCUCACAGCAGAGAAGCUCGCUGUCUGUAAAGUGUUGUUCAUCUUUGACGGCCUGGAUGAAAGCAGACUUUCACUGGAUUUCAGCAACAGGGAGGUUGUGUCUGAUGUCUCACAGAAGUCAUCUGUCAACGUGCUGCUGACAAACCUCAUCCAGGGGAAUCUGCUUCCCUCGGCUCUGGUCUGGAUAACUUCCCGACCUGCGGCAGCCAAUCAGAUCCCUCCUGAAUGUGUUGACAGGGUAACAGAAGUACGAGGCUUCACUGACGCCCAGAAGGAGGAGUACUUCAGGAGGAGAUUCAGUGAUGAAGAGCUGUCCAGAAGAAUCAUCUCACACAUCAAGACAUCCAGGAGCCUCCACAUCAUGUGUCAGAUCCCAGUCUUCUGCUGGAUCUCUGCUACAGUUCUGGAGCACAUGUUGACCACAGAGCAGAGAGGAGAGCUCCCCAAGACCCUGACUGACCUGUACUCACACUUCCUGCUGGUUCAGACAAAGAGGAAGUAUGAUGAGGGACAUGAGACAAGUUCACAGGAGCUGACGAAGGCUGACAGGGAAGUUCUUCUGAAGCUGGGGAGGCUGGCGUUUGAACAUCUGGAGAAAAGAAACAUCAUGUUCUACCAAGAAGACCUGGAGCACUGUGGUCUUGAUGCCUUGGUUUACUCAGGAGUUUGUACAGAGAUCUUUAAAAGAGAGAGUGUGAUCUUCCAGAAAACAGUCUACUGCUUUGUUCAUCUGAGCAUUCAGGAGUUUCUGGCUGCAGUCUACAUGUUCCACUGUUACACAGAGAGGAAGACAAGACAGCUGAGGACUUUCCUGGGACAAGACUACAAACACUGGGACUCAAAACCUUCAAAGUGUUUUGAAAAUAACAGUAGUAGCUACCCAUCGCUCGAUGUCCUCCUGAGUGAUGCCAUGGAGAAAUCCAUCGAAAGUGAAAAUGGCCACCUGGACCUGUUUGUUCGCUUCCUUCAUGGCCUGUGUCUGGAGUCCAACCAGAGACUCUUAGGAGGCCUUCUGGGUCAGACAGAGAACAGACCAGAAAUCAUCCAGGGAGCCAUCGACAACCUGACGGAGAUGAACACAGAUGAUAUCUCUCCUGACAGAAGCAUCAACAUCUUCCUCUGUCUGAUGGAGAUGAAUGACCGCUCAGUACAUCAGGAGAUCCAAGAGUUCCUGAAGUCAGAGAACAGAUCAGAGAAGAGACUCUCUGAGAUCCACUGUUCAGCUCUGGCCUACGUUCUGCAGAUGUCAGAGGAGGUUCUGGAUGAGUUGGACCUGAACAAGUACGACACAUCAGAGGAGGGAAGACGGAGACUGAUCCCAGCUGUGGGGAACUGCAGAAAGGCUGUAUUGAGUUCCUGCAGUUUGUCAGAGAUCAGCUGUGCUUCUCUGGCCUCAGCUCUGAAGCCCAACCCCUCCCAUCUGAGACACCUGGAGCUGAGUGACAACUACCUGCAGGAUUCAGGAGUGAAGCUGCUGUGUGGUUUUCUGGAGAGUCCACACUGUAGACUGGAAACUCUGAGACUGAGCAGCUGUAACCUCUCAGAGAGAAGCUGUGAAGCUCUGUCCUCAGUUCUCAGCUCCCAGUCCUCUAGUCUGAGGGACCUGGACCUGAGUAACAACAAGCUGCAGGAUUCAGGGGUGAAGCUUCUGUCUGCUGGACUGAAAAGUCCACAGUGUAACCUGGAGAUUCUCAGACUGAGCAGCUGUAACCUCUCAGAGAGAAGCUGUGAAGUUCUGUCCUCAGUUCUCAGCUCCCAGUCCUCUCGUCUGAGGGACCUGGACCUGAGUAACAACAAGCUGCAGGAUUCAGGGGUGAAGCUUCUGUCUGCUGGACUGAAGAGUCCACACUGUACCCUGGAGACUCUCAGACUGAGCAGCUGUAACCUCUCAGAGAGAAGCUGUGAAGCUCUGUCCUCAGUUCUCAGCUCCCAGUCCUCUAGUCUGAGACACCUGGACCUGAGUAACAAUGACCUGCAGGAUCCAGGAGUGAAGUUUCUGUCCGCUGGACUGAAGAGUCCACACUGUACCCUGGAGACCCUCAGGCUGUCAGGAUGUCUGAUCACAGAGGAAGGAUGUGCUUCUCUGGCCUCAGCUCUGAGCUCCAACCCCUCCCAUGUGAGAGAGCUGGACCUGAGCUACAAUCAUCCAGGAGACUCAGGAGUGAAGCUGCUGUCUGCUGGACUGGAGGAUCCACACUGGAGACUUGACACCCUCAGGGUGGAGCCUGGUGGAGUCCAAUGGUUGAGAUCAGGUCUGAGGAAGUAUUUCUGUGAACUCACCAUCGACACAAACACAGUAAACAGAAAGAUCAAACUGUCUGACAACAACAGGAAGGUGACACAUGUGGAGGAGGAUCAGUCAUAUCCUGAUCAUCCAGACAGAUUUGACCAGUGGCCUCAGCUGCUGUGUAGUAAUGGUCUGACUGGUCGCUGUUACUGGGAGGUCGAGUGGAGAGGAAGGGUUGAUAUAUCUGUGAGUUACAGAGGAAUCAAAAGGAAAGGAGACACAGAAAACUCUGUUUUUGGAGAGAACGAUCAGUCCUGGAGUCUGAGCUGCUCUGAUGGUCGUUACUCUUUUUGGCACAAUAACAGAAAGACAAGUCUCUCUUUCUCCUCCUCCUUUUCAUCAUCUUCCUCUGUCUCUGACAGAGUAGCAGUAUAUGUGGACUGUCCUGCUGGCUCUCUGUCCUUCUACAGAGUCUCCUCUGACUCACUCAUCAACAUCUACACCUUCAACACCACAUUCACUGAACCUCUGUAUCCUGGGUUUAGUUUCUGGGAGUCUGGUUCCUCAGUGUCUCUGUAGAGUGUAGCAGGGAGAGUCUCCUCCUGUUAGAGCCGUCCUUGAAAAUAGUGGGGCGCGGUGCGAUGCCGGGGGGGCGCGUGUGACCCUGGGGAACAUGCUUUUUUUUUUGGGUACCAGAAUAAAGUGUAAUUGCACAUCCACUACAGAAGGUGGCAGUGGCGCUCUCAUUGUCAGAGUGUGCACAGGGAGUAUAAAAGCUAUGCUGUAGGCGAUAUGAAGUGCAGUGAACAAACCCUCAAGAGACACCAUGGAAAAAGGGAUGAAAAGAAAUGCGGAGAGAGACAGAGGUAAUGAGACAUACGAAAGUCACCUGAAAGCUAAGACGAGGAAAUAUGACGAAGCGUAUGUAGCGCUUGGCUUCACUGUGAAUACGGUGGGAGACGAGGAAAGACCGGUGUAUUUGUGUCUUAAAAUGUUGGCAGCAGACAGCAUGAAGCCAAAUAAAUUAAGGCGUCACUUAAAGACAUUACACCCCAGUCA